AUGACUACAACAGCUAAUGAUAUUUUGACUAUAUCAGAAGAUCUAGAUCUGUCAAACAAAAAUGAUGUAGUCCAAUCAGAAAAGAACAAACAGAGUUCACCUCUACCUGAUUCAUUACCCGUUCACAACAAAUUGGUAAUUGAUGAACCAAAAACAUCAACAAUAGAGAUUCCAGUAAAGAAAAGGAAAUUCUACAAAUGUCAAAUUAAUAUAAAUGAUAUCGUUGAUAGUAAUAAAGAUUCAUCGAUUGAUCAAACGGUUCAAAAUUGGAAAACAAUGUGUGAUGAAACAACUGAUUUAAUGAAAGAUUUACUUGAACAAUCUAAAAAAGAAGAAAACACACAGGAGAGUUUGAAAAUAAUGGCUGAAUUUGAAGAAAAAUUAAGAAAGAUUCGUGAUAGUAUGAAAAGAGAUUUCAAUGAAUGA
Messenger RNA from Candida tropicalis MYA-3404, 426 nucleotides. RefSeq lists its product as uncharacterized. Bases 1 to 426 code for a protein of 141 amino acids. The record is from RefSeq and is a predicted model, not a curated record. NCBI's taxonomy places the organism in Eukaryota, Fungi, Ascomycota, Pichiomycetes, Serinales, Debaryomycetaceae. The transcript has a single exon.